Menidia menidia (Atlantic silverside) is the source of this 3991-nucleotide messenger RNA. Lineage: Eukaryota; Metazoa; Chordata; Actinopteri; Atheriniformes; Atherinopsidae. The record is from the annotation of a GenBank genome assembly.
AUUUGUAAAAUCGGAUGCAUCGGCGAGUCGCUGUUGGGCGCCGUCCGUCCGUCCGGCAUGUCUUCUUUACAGCGGGUUAGGAAUAAUAUUGUAUAGUCCAUUGAAACGUUACAGAAAAGGCCAGACACGAAGUAAAAGAGUGUAUGAGAGGGCAAGGGGAUGUUGACAUAUCCCUCUGACUUGCUCCCUCAGAUUUAUUUUCCAAUGGAUGAAGAUGCAAUUCCCUCAAUCCCUGUCUGUAGUGCACCUGUCUGUACUGAACCUCCACCACCUCUCCUUCCCCUUUCCUCCAUCACUCCCAGCUUUGCCAGUGAUGGACUGUCUGGACACAGAAGGAGUGGUCGAAAUCAGGGGACCAGAACCCAAACUCCCAAAAAGCAGGAUAACGCAGACAGCCAAGCCGUCCAGAGACCAUCCCGACAAAAUCCGUCCCUCACAAAGAGACAAAGGGAGAAUGCACUCAUGGUUCAGGAGUCAAAGCAGCCCAGAGUUGAAAUUGUACACGAGGAAACAAACAAGGAAGGAUUUGGUGCCGGUUUUACUGCUGAGCAACAGAAUCUUUUUUCUUGCAGGCAGCUUGACUCCAAAGGCCUGCAGAAGGAAAACAACGUCUCAUCUGAGGAGACCGUAGUUGACCCAUUUGAAGAAAAGACUCAAGAAAAUCGUGAUGCAGCCGAAGUGGAAAUGGACCUGUGUGGAGAGCUGGUUUCUGAGGGUGUGGGGGGCCAUGCCGCGGCCCCAACGGGUUGGGUGAUCGGGCCGCUGUUUCAGUCGCUGAAAUCAAAGAUGGCCAGCUUUACAGACAUAGUUAUGACUCCGGUUAAACUCUUCAGAGCCAACAGCCCCCCGCUGCCCACAGACCAUUUGGAGGCGCUCGAUGACUGUGAGCUACAGGCCGACGAAACACCACAACCACACCGACAAAACGAGAACGAGAAUCAGAGCGUUCCAACCAAUCAGGAGAGCCUCUCCAGCCACGAAGCUGAGAAGAGAGCAGCAAGGAAAUAUUCCAAAAGACUGGACUUCAGAGAGCCGUCCACGCAGCGGCCUGAGCAGGCUCUUGAAUGUGCAGUAAAUCAGAUGGAACAAGUGUUACCUGAUUUAGUGCCUUCUCCACUCAACCCCUCCCCCCCUCUGGUGUCUGAGCAGGUUUCUGAAUCUUUUGCGCCAAAUGUAAGUUCCUCCAGAGCCCUGGGGCCCUCCGCCACAGUAAGUGCCUCGCGGGAGUCCAAGGUAAAGAAAAAGUUCAAGAAUGGGUCGGAAUCAAAGAAGUUUGACUCCAAGCCUCCAGCCUCUGAGGAUCAGAUCAGUGACCAGCGGCCUUCUCAGAAGAACUCGGUUCGGUCAAACAAUCUUUUGACCGACUCGAACCAAACGCUGUCUUUGUCCUCUGCGGCCUGCGACGGCCAGCCCGAUGCAGUCGGCCUUCGGCCUCUUGCCACAAACGCAGAGGGUUUCCCGGUUGUUGAGCAAAGCCUGGGGACUAACGGGCCAAACCCCCCGCAGCUGAAGUGGCAUCAGAGCUCCGACGCGUGUCCGGCCUCGGGUUUGGUGAGAGCUAAGAGGGGGCUGAAACUCAAUUCUGAUCUCCAGGACUCGGCAAAGAGAACAAGAACGGCAGCUUUUUCACAGCUAAAUGAAACGCAAAGCCUUGUGUCGUUAAGCGCAGCUUCGGAGGGCGAGGCGCCGCGGGCAGCGAGGAGAACCGCCGGGCCUCUGAAUGCCGGCUCAGACCGGAAAGAAAAGUGUAAAAAGGACGUGUUAAGAAAAGUGAGCAGGAAAGGAAAGGGCACAGAAGAAACGCCUGGUAGGGGAAAUGAAGCGGUGACAAUCACUCCAAAUGACAGCUGCCCUGACCCAGAUUUGGCUAGCAGUCUGCCAGAGGACGCCUCAAAGGGCGGCAGAGCGAAGCCCAGUGGCUCCUUCAAAGCCCUCAGUAGCCUUCAUGCAAACACAGAUAACUGCAUGGAUCUAGAAACAACGGUAGCCAUCCGCUCUGCCAAACAAGCUGAGGAAAAGCCCUUUUCAGAAGUCCUUAUCCGUCCUGAAAUUAAGCAGCUCCAGUCAACAAGCAAGGUCAGGAAUACGAGCAAGAAACCACUAAAGAGGAAAUCGCCAAAUCACACGAGUCCAGUGACUGAGUGGGACAGCAGUGUGGAGUCUACCUCAUCAGUUAGAGCGUCUGAAGCUACCCCUGCCGGUCUCACCAGCUCUGAGCACGCUCACAAAGGGAAAACCUUAACCAGAGGACCGGGCCAGUCCACCAAGAGACCCAAAAACGGUCUCGUUAGGGCCGUUGGGUCCACCGAAACUCAAGGAACGAAACAGGGUUUGAACAACUGUCAUUUCACAACCAAAGAAAGCCAGUUGAAAAGUGUCCGAGGCAAAUGCUCUGUGGACCCUGUGUAUUUUGAAAUGACGCCGUUCGAACUUAACCCCCAGCCCCUCCCACCCACCUUCCCACCGGGUUCAGACUCCCCCGUAUGGUUAGGCAGUCAGGAUCAGCGGACAGAAGAGAAGGAAGAGAAAUCCGCCUCUUUGACCGGCGAGACGUUUCUGACAGACUCUGAAAUGAGCAAAAGAACCAGCAGAUCGAGCACGCGGCCCAUUAACGCGAGGCAAAGGAGGGCCGAUAACCCGAGGAGGAGGAGUCGAGUUUUCCACCUCAGGCCCCAAAAAGCCCCCGAGGAGAUGCCGAAGUCCGUCUCCCUGGAGGACGCCGACCUGGCCGCGUCGCAGCUUUCCGGGGAGCGCUGCUCCCGGCGCCUCCUGCGCAGCUACUCCUGCCCCGAGAUCCCCACCCUGCUCCCCGCCGACACGCCCUGGGCCCCAUCGCACCCGGGCAGGACGCACCGCCACCAUGACCACUACCUCCACCCCCUCCACCACCACCUGCACCACCACCACAGCGCGUUUGAGUCUCACGCCCAGAGGACGGCGCGGCGGGCCCGCCGCCACACGGUGUGCAGCGUGGAGGUGGAGAGGGAGAUCGCCCCGCUGUGCCUCCGGAAGGAGGUGUACCCGUCCCGGAGGCCCGCCCCCUUCGACCCCCUGGCCCAGCACAUGGCCCCCACCCACACGCACUCCCCCAGCACCUACCUGUCCGCCCUGGCCUCCUGCUUCCUGUCCAGCCCCCUGGCUUUCCUCUCGAAGAAAGUCGACGGCAAAGCGGCCCCCUCCGGUCCCGGCGCCCCCGGCAACGCGAGCGCCCCCCCCUCCUGCUCCUCGCCGUCCGCGCUGAGCUCGUCCAAUCGGCACCCUCCGGUCUCCGGAGCAGGAACGGACCCCAGCGCCACCAUGGACUGCAGCAGCAGCGCGGACCAAUCCCAGCGGGAGGCCGAGAGCAGACAGCAGAGCGAGGAGGAGGACGACGGCGAGGACACCAGCUCCUCCAGCCCCGAGUUUGAAGAUGCGGGCCUGAGAGAGGAGAAGGCUCUGUCUGACUCCGAGAUCAAGGUGGUGCGAAAGCACGAAGAACGAGGAAAAGUGUCUUCCAUCAGAAUUCGGAAAACUUUGCCCAAACGGCCGACCAACCUGACCCCCAUGGGUCUGCCCAAACCCGUCAGGCUGAAAAAGAAGGAGUUUAGUUUGGAGGAGAUUUACACCAACAAGAAUUUCAGCAAGCCCCCAGAAAGCCGGCUGGAAACCAUCUUCGAGGUGCCGCUCAGUCGCAAAAACGGCUCGGAGUCCUGGUUCGGCCAGAGGCGUGUCAAACGUUUUUUGGAGUUCUUGGAAGUCGGGGAAUCCAGAAAGCCAAAGAAACCCCUCGUCGGAGUUGGAAAAGCAGGUAUUUCCUCCUCCAGGACGAGACGGGGAGGCUUCCCUAAAGACGAGGCGCCUCUGGCCGCUCAGGACGUGGACUCUCUGCUCUGCUCCAAGCUGGACCAGCUGAGCCUGUGGCUGAUGCACGAUCAGAGAGACAGCUGACGCCGCGAGCAGACGCUGCUGCUCCCGUAACUCUGUCGGUCAGGUGUGUGUGUGUGUGUGUGUG